AUGCCUGCAGCAUUUCAGCACGGCCGUAGAUAUUGGAAAGUCCUGUCGUUAGCUCACCUAUCCUCGGCAGUAUUGGUCACCUUGAUAGUGGCAUUUGAUCUAUUUGGGCCAUCAGGAAGAUAUUGGCAUCAUACAGCGAGCUGCGGCACAACCGGCUAUGCAGCCUCUACACCCGCGCUUCCGAAAGAGUAUGUCGAAGAUGAAGAGCGAUACCUGCCAAGUCGUCAUCCGACAAAUCUUGCAACACAUAUGGUCAAGUUUGACAGCAAGACUGAGUGGGAAGCCUGGGACUCGGCGACAACUGAUACCUGGCGAUCAAUGCUCCCGUCUUAUCCGUUGGGACAAGAUGACGAUUUCAAUGAUGGCAUUCCCUAUGGCCUAGGCAUGCUGCACCAGAUCCAUUGCCUCCUCUCAAUCCGAGAGAGCUAUUCCAGCUUCCUUUACACAAACGACACGACAGAUCUAGGUGGUGAUGCAGCAAAGGAUCUGGCACAUAUCAGCCAUUGCUUCAAUUGGAUAAGACAGGUAGGAGGAAGCCAACCUUUCGCGCUACGCAGCUGA
Zasmidium cellare ATCC 36951 is the source of this 561-nucleotide messenger RNA. RefSeq lists its product as uncharacterized. Gene Ontology annotation, biological process: mycotoxin biosynthetic process. Lineage: Eukaryota; Fungi; Ascomycota; Dothideomycetes; Mycosphaerellales; Mycosphaerellaceae. The transcript has a single exon. The record is from RefSeq and is a predicted model, not a curated record. The coding region runs from base 1 to 561 and encodes 186 amino acids.